AUGCCAUACCAAGUCACCGAGCCUCACCCAACCGUCACCAAAUACGCACACUCUGGUCGAGGUGGCGCGGGCAACUACCACAAAGCCCCAAAGACCAGCAACCCAAGCACUGCUCGCGGCCCCGCCUCGAACUUCGAAGUCGGGCUCCCACAAACCAGCUCCAAGUUCAGCGCUGGCCGAGGCGGUGCAGGAAACAUCUACGACAAGUCUGAGCGCCCCAUGUUCUCCUUCGAUGAGGAGCUUGAGCGUAUGAACACCCGCGAGAGGAAGAUGAAGGAAGGUGCCGUAUGGCACGUAGGCCGGGGAGGGGCUGGCAACUGGAUCAGCUCUGCUCCAUCUUCUUCUCGCAAGGACUCAAGCUCAGCGGACAGCGUCGACAGCGCUCACAGCGGCUUCUUCGGUCCACAGGGCGGAUAUAGCGGGCUGGUUCUGAUUCCCGCCGCCUUUUACGAUAAUGACUCUACUUUACGGCGCAAGGCAAACUCAAAAGGAAAAGUUGCCAGUGGGUUGCAUUUUCAUGGCGUUAACAUGAUUUACAUUUCAAAGCGAACGGAACGGGAAAAGCUUGGGACCUCAAGGCAAUACUGGCUGGCAUGA
Messenger RNA from Lachnellula hyalina, 597 nucleotides. RefSeq lists its product as uncharacterized. NCBI's taxonomy places the organism in Eukaryota, Fungi, Ascomycota, Leotiomycetes, Helotiales, Lachnaceae. The transcript has 2 exons. Bases 1 to 597 code for a protein of 198 amino acids. The record is from RefSeq and is a predicted model, not a curated record.